This is a messenger RNA of Physella acuta, 2322 nucleotides long. RefSeq lists its product as uncharacterized. Gene Ontology annotation, molecular function: protein binding. Lineage: Eukaryota; Metazoa; Mollusca; Gastropoda; Physidae. The record is from RefSeq and is a predicted model, not a curated record.
AGAUCUAGAUAGGCUGUGAUUUCUUCAGUAGCAUAGAAAAACCAAAUAAUCAGGUUUCUUUCCUGCAUCUUAAAUUGCUUUAUUAUUUACUGCUUUAAAACGUACUUUUUAAAACUAUAUUAAAAUUAGAUUUCUAGUUCUUUCUUUUCCGCAACUCGUGCGUUGGUGUUCAACUGGAGCAUGGGUUGCCCUAUUUUAUUCAAAAGCUAUUUAUAGAGGCGGAUGUUAGGCUAACAACUAACAUAGCUGACUUUUUGAAUCGGGCUGAUUGGCUGAAUAAUAUACACAAGGAAAUACGCUGUGUGCUACUAUAUCAGCAGCUUGGCGUGACGAAAUAGUUUAGUAGUGUGUUCAGAUAGUCUAGUCGACUAGUCUAGUUAGUCUAGUUACUAGUAGUUGUAGUGGAUCUAAUGUUGUCUCAUCACUGACACGAUGGACUAUUGAUUAGCUAAUUGGAUUGAAAACAAGAGAAAUAUAUAUUUUCUAUUCUUCUACAUCAUACAUCGCUCAAUUUAAAGAAAGGAUAACCUCAGCCAGCUUGUUUAUGGCGCGUCUGCUCAUUGAAGCUAUAAGUAACGGGGAACAGGCACUGGCCCUGGAGAUAAUCCGCCAGGGUAUCUUUGGAUGUAUAGACAGCCAAACAUCCAGGAGAGAUGGAACAGCUUUGUUCUUCUGCUGCAGUCGGGGAUUUUAUGACCUGGCUAAAAUAUUACUUGAAAUGGGAGCCAGUGUAUCGUCUACAGACAAGAGCUUAGCCACCCCCUUACACGCGGCUGUUGAUAAUGGACAUUUAAAUAUUGUGAAGUUAUUAUUAAAGCACGGCGCUAACGUAGACAGCCAGACCUGCAGGGGGGACACACCCCUCCACCUCUCUGCAUACAGGGGGUAUGAGGAAAUCACCCACUGCUUGAUUGAGGCUGGCGCUAACAUUCUGGUGGCCAAUGCCAGUAACCAAACCCCCCAGAGGGAAGCUUUCUCCCAGGGGCAUUACAACAUCAGCAACUAUUUGAAGAACCUGCACUACACUCUGUAUCCAGAUAUGUCAAUGAGCUGUUUCUCUGACUCCAUGAUACAACUGGAUCCCCCGAGUGAAAUAUUCGACCAGCCUGAAGAGAAACCUCACCACAAACACCAACCAUUCAGCCGUGACACCAGCUCGACCACUGCCAGUCCAUACUUCGCCAGCGCCCCUAAAGCCACUGCCCCUAAGGUCCAUCUCCCUAGUCUCAGUACCCCCACGGUCAGCCUCCCCAGUCUCCCCACCCUCAGUCCCCCCACCAAGUGCAAUAAAACCAAGGAUGAGAAUCUCGAAAAAGUCAACCCCCUUCCCUGUCCCAAGACGAGAAGUAAAACCGACCUGAAAAUAAAAGACUUGGAGCUGAUAACCUUGGAGCCUCCUGCAGAUUGUGUACUUCUGAGCCCGGAGCCGCGCCCAAAACAGGAGCCGCAGUCUCGAAUUCAGAGAACCGUCUCCCAGCAGCAUCCUAGACCCGCACCCCAGGCUUCUCAAAGACAUUUGUCCUGCGGGUCUUUCAUCCCCUACGACGGUUCUCAAACUGUAACCAGCUGUUUAUAUAGCCCCAACAGCGAGAAUGGAACAUUUGACGAGAUCUUCAGCAUUGGGCAAACUAAAAACUCGACGCAGAAAUCAGAGAACAGUAAAUUAGACAGUUUUAGAAUAUACUCCCCACCUCCUAUGGAGGAUGAUAUCUACUUCCCUCCCUUUAUUGACUCAAAAGUUACCCCCCUUUCUCGUGUAUAUAGAGUUUGCUCCCCUCCUAUAAAAAGCCCGAAAAUUAUACUCUCGCAGUUGGCUGUCUGUAGAGAUAUACCCAACUCAAAAUCGCCAACAUCGUUGCAUAAUAGUAGUAGAGUAUCGGAAGAGUUUUCCGACAUCUACGAUUCGUCCAUGUUUAGUAUUUCAUCCCUUGAGUCACUACCGAGUGCCGAUCAGGUUCAGCUUGAAUCACAGCACGGUGAAAAACUCAACGCACCGUUCAAGCUCCAACGUGCUAUCUCGGAUAACGAAGCCAGGUUUCCUCCGAGCUGCCUCGCUAAACGACCGGCGUUCAACAAGAGCGUCUCGGUCGACGUACGGCCGCAAUUGGCGCACCAACAGCUUUUUGUACAGCAACAGCCGUUUGUACACGAACAGCCGUUUGUGCAUGAGCAGCUGUUCUCCCUCUGUGGCCCGCCCUCCUGUCAAUCAAACAAUCUGUCCUCCAAUCUCUUGUCAUUAUCCUCAUCAAAGCCCGCCUCCAUGACUUGUGUUAAUAUACCCAUUAACUGAUAUUUAUUAAAAAUAUUUUCUAUUGUUGAAAU